Messenger RNA from Fraxinus pennsylvanica, 1809 nucleotides. The record is from the annotation of a GenBank genome assembly. NCBI's taxonomy places the organism in Eukaryota, Viridiplantae, Streptophyta, Magnoliopsida, Lamiales, Oleaceae.
AUGGCAAAAGCAAACGAUAUCGCGGCUAUGGAAAUCGAUAAUCAGAAUUCGAUCACCACUGAUCAGAUCAAUAUCACCAAGUUCUCCGUCAAUGUGCUGCAGCUCUUGAAAUCGGCUCAAAUGCAGCAUGGAUUGCGCUUUGGCGAUUACCUUCGUUACCGGCGAUACUGCACUGCACGUUUAAGAAGACUGUACAAAUCUCUGAAGUUCACGCACGGCCGUGGAAAGUAUACAAAAAAAGCCAUUGCUGCUUCUACGGUCACUGAAGUCAGGUUUCUCCAUUUGGUCCUCUAUAUGGCUGAAAGAGCAUGGAGCCAUGCCAUGGAAAAGAAAACGUUACCAGAUGGUCCAAAUGCACGCCAGCGCAGCUACCUUAUAGGUAGAUUGAGAAAGGCAGUAAAAUGGGCUACCCUCUUCCAGGAGUUGUGUGCCUUCAAAGGAGAUUCCAGAACAUCUCUAGAAGCUGAGGCCUAUGCUGCUUAUAUGAAGGGGAAUUUGUUAUUUGAACAAGAUCAGCACUGGGACAUAGCAUUGAAAUGUUUCAAAAGUUCCAGGGCUGUUUAUGAGGAACUUGGGAAGUAUGGAGACCUAGAGAACCAAGUAUUGUGCCGGGAACGGGUUGAAGAACUUGAGCCAAGUAUACGAUAUUGCCUACAUAAAAUUGGGGAGUCAAAUUUACCAACUUCUGAGCUAGUACACAUAGGAGAAAUGGAAGGGCCUGCUCUCGACCUUUUCAAAGCUAAAUUGGAGGCUGCCAUGGCUGAGGCUAGGUCUCAGCAAGCUGCAUCUAUGACAGAAUUCUAUUGGCUUGGUCAUAGAUUUCCAAUUUCGAAUGCGAAGACUCGGGUUUCCAUACUGAAAGCUCAGGAGCUGGAAAAAGAUAUCAAUGGUCCAGCAGCAGAUUCGCUUCCUGCAGAGAAAAAACUUGUAUUAUUUGACAGAAUUUUUUCUGCCUACAAUGAAGCCAGGAGCUACAUACGCAAUGAUUUGGUUACCACAGGUAAUUCUGAAAAAAUGAAAGAUGAUCUGAGUGGCCUCGAUAAAGCUGUUGGUGCUAUCUUAGGACAGCGAACAAUUGAGCGUAAUCAGUUGUUGGUGAAAAUAGCCAAAAGUAAACUCAGCAAGCUUCAUGUCGAUAAGAAUGAAAAAAUAACGAAGCCUGAAGAACUUGUCCGGUUAUACGAUCUCCUACUACAGAAUACUGCCGAUCUUUCUGACUUAGUUAGUUCAGGGCGAGAUAGAAAACCAGAAGAAGUGGCAUUUGCUGAGGAAUGUGAACUCAAAAGUUCUGCCUUUCGAGCAGAAAGAUGCUUUUACUUAGCUAGAUCUUACAGUUUGGCUGGAAAGAGGACUGAAGCUUACGUUUUGUACGGCAAAGCUCGCUCUCUGGCUGACACUGCCAUUAAGAAGCUUCAGAGUUUAACUAAUGCUGACGAGGUAAUGAUCAAGGAGUUGAAGAUGCUGUAUCAAGAAUGUAGAUCCAACAGCUGUAUAGAGCAUGCAACAGGGAUUAUGGAGGAGAAUAAGGCUCCGGAAAAUCUUUCGAAAAAGAUUUCGAGUAUAUCAUUAACUGGAAAUGAUAAGAAGCUGGAGAAAUUGCUUAUGGAGAACUUGGACUCUUAUGAAUCAGCCGUGGGUGAUCCCACUACAAAGUCAAUCCCGCGCAUUGAAGCCUUUCCACCUGCUUUUCAAGCUGUUCCUCGUAAUCCAAUCGUUAUCGAUCUUGCCUAUAAUGCAAUUGAUUUCCCGUCUCUCGAGAACCGGAUGAAGAAAGACAAAAAGGGAUUCAUAAGUAGGCUUUGGAGAUGA